Molecule: messenger RNA, 402 nt
Organism: Rhipicephalus microplus (southern cattle tick)
Lineage: Eukaryota; Metazoa; Arthropoda; Arachnida; Ixodida; Ixodidae
Source: RefSeq, a predicted model, not a curated record
UCCGGCGGCAAUGCCGUGCACCAAUGCAACCCAUGCUUUCGCAUUUCUUGCGGCGUAUGUGCUUCUCUGCUCCAUAAAAGAUGAAGGCCCCUCAUAUGCACUCGCAGGUCCAAUUCCCGGACAAAUUCAAUCAAGUCUACCAAGUAGGAAAAGCGUAUUUGGUAGCACUGGGAGUCUCGGUUCACCACCUUUGCAGAGGUCAGUUAGCUCAGGUGGCAGAGGUUAUCCUCGUGCACGAACCACUAACAACAGCAAAGGAGUGAAUGGGCGUGAAAUGUCACCUAACCGUCACCGAAGAAACCUUCGAACCAGACAGAACUAAGAGAAAAUGUUCGGAAUAUCACGGAAGCGUUGUUUUUACCAAGAUGUUUGUGAAGGCCUGUUCAUAGCGGUGUCUCUCAC